AUGAUUGAGUCGACUCUUUUUACUUGGGUUGAGCAUGUGGAAGUAGAAGAUAUGCUUCAUACACACCAAAUCUUUAAAGAUUUUGUUCGUAACUAUAAUUUAUAUGGAGCUGAAAGUUGGAUUAAGGAGCUUCAAAGAAUGUGCGAGAGAUCUUCUAGUUUUUAUGCUGAAACUAUACCCACUGAAGAAUCUAUAGGAGUGAUCCAAACAAUUGAAUGGAGGAGGAGUGUGAUGAAGUUUGCUCAUAGAAUGGUUAAGAUUUUCUAUGAAUGUUUAACAAAGGUUGGUCAAUUAGAAUUCCAAAAUUUGAAUCUUGGUAAUAGCAUUGGUGGGGUUAGAGUCUCUCUUCACCAAGCCAGCAUAGGCCACCCAAAUGGCAUAAUUGUUGUUGCUGCUACCACCCUUUGGCUCCCUCUGCCUGCUGAAUAUGUUUUUGAAUUCCUCAAAGACCCUAUGAAAAGAUAUCAGUGGGAUGUUAUGGCUUAUGCAAACCUAAUGUAUGAGAUCGACCACAUUUCAAAUGGACUCUAUCCUGCUUCCAUUUUUCAGUCAUAUUGGGUGAAGAGUGAAGACUCGAAAAACCUACACAUUCUUUCAACUGGAUUUGGAGUGUGUUCAAGUGAACAACCAAAUGCAAAUUUUGAAGCAUUUAAUAGUAUUGGAAGUAGCAGUGGUGGUGGUGUUGGAAGAGGAGGAGCUGACACAUUGUUAACUUUGGCCUACCAAAUUUUGACAUGUAGCCCAAAUGGAAUUGAUCAGCACCAAAACAUGAAAGCUUUUGCUACUUUCAACACCCUUCUGUCUACUAGUGUUCUAAAAGUAAAGAAUGCUCUCAUGAACUCUACUUAA
This is a messenger RNA of Trifolium pratense (red clover), 849 nucleotides long. RefSeq names its product homeobox-leucine zipper protein ROC8-like. The transcript has 4 exons. NCBI's taxonomy places the organism in Eukaryota, Viridiplantae, Streptophyta, Magnoliopsida, Fabales, Fabaceae. The coding region runs from base 1 to 849 and encodes 282 amino acids. The record is from RefSeq and is a predicted model, not a curated record.